AUGGCGAAGAGCAAGAAUCACAGCACGCAUCAUCAAAAUAGGAAAAAUCACCGUAACGGUAUUUACAGGCCUCCCAAACAGCGGUUCCCCUCUCUAAAAGGCGUUGAUCCAAAGUUUUUGAGGAAUAUGCGUUUUGCAAAAAAACACAACAAGAAGACGGUCAAAGUUUCCAAGCAGUGA
Echinococcus granulosus is the source of this 180-nucleotide messenger RNA. Its product is annotated as 60S ribosomal protein L29. The record is from RefSeq and is a predicted model, not a curated record. Gene Ontology annotation, molecular function: structural constituent of ribosome. Gene Ontology annotation, cellular component: ribosome; cytosolic large ribosomal subunit. Gene Ontology annotation, biological process: cytoplasmic translation. The transcript is spliced from 3 exons. NCBI's taxonomy places the organism in Eukaryota, Metazoa, Platyhelminthes, Cestoda, Cyclophyllidea, Taeniidae. Bases 1 to 180 code for a protein of 59 amino acids.